AUGCUCUUACUAAACCUAAACCACAAAGACGAGAUAAUCUCUAUCUUAUCCUUCCUGGGAGGAGACAUAGUCAAAUCAAUUGACAACAAAAGGAGUCACUCGUGGCACACUGACUAUAUUCCAACUUCUCUGGAUCAAUGCACUCACUACCUUCUAGCAAAGAUCUCCUGGAUUAGCCAGUACCACGGGAAGGGACAAGAACGGACACAGACCUUCACGCACGGGCCAAGUCACAAAAAGAAGAAAGAGCCUCGACAAGAGGCAAAGCCAAAGAAAGAGGUUUUUAUUCCUAACAGGCCAAUAGAACAGGCGCCGAAAGCAACUGGAGUUGAAAGAAGGGGCAAUAGCCUUGAUUAUCUAUUCUAUCCCGCAAGGCCGAGAUUAGUGAUUCUCGUCGCUAAGCGAAGACUCUAUCAUAAUCAUAACAGAGUAGCGUACCAAACCAAAGGGCAGUCCCUUCGGAUCAAAGGAAGGGGUCAGACUAGCAACGGACGAAGCGGGUUCUUAGCUGCCGUUGCUUGGGCGCUAGGGAUUGGUCCUGAUGGCAAGGAUUCACUUGAUUGCUUUGAGCUCCCUGGGAAUGGAAAUGCAGAUGCAGAGGCUGCCUCCCAAGCAUUUUAUCCUGGAACAGAAGACAUUAGAUCCAGCUUUGGGCUCAGUACCUCCAUUAGGUCACUGACUCCCAUUUCCGUUGAUUGGACAACCGGCCUUAACGACGCUCCCUUAGCUUCUCUCGUUGGGAAGCAUUUGAGGGCUGGAGCUUUCAUUUGGGUGACCAGCAUUGGAAUGGGAUCGGGCGGGCCCGGUGAAAGAGAUGGAAUGGGAAAUGGAGAUGUUGAAGAGGCGGGUUGA
This is a messenger RNA of Vicia faba (fava bean), 852 nucleotides long. The record is from the annotation of a GenBank genome assembly. NCBI's taxonomy places the organism in Eukaryota, Viridiplantae, Streptophyta, Magnoliopsida, Fabales, Fabaceae.